Molecule: messenger RNA, 1137 nt
Organism: Symbiodinium necroappetens
Lineage: Eukaryota; Dinophyceae; Suessiales; Symbiodiniaceae
Source: the annotation of a GenBank genome assembly
GCCGCCACUACGGAUAUGUCGCCGCUUGCAGUCGGAUGCCUCCAGAGACGCUGGUGUCGAGCAGCAACCCGCAGCGAGCCGAAAGCGUCUUCAUGGACGGCAGCUGGCCAAGCAGCGAGAGUGGGCUGCGAGAAGGAAUGGUGCGCUUUUGGAAGCGUAAGCUGCAGCGGGUGGAGGAUUUGGGAUCCGCGGGACCUCCAGUCGGAGUCGCCUCCAUACCAGAUGACGACUGCGAAGAUCGCCUCCUCCUCGGCCGAGGCUUCUGCAGCUUCAUCGAGUGCCUGGCCGAGGGAGUUACCGUGCGCUUGGGCGAUCCGGUCAAGGAGGUGUGGCAAACAGAGUCCAUGGUGAAGAUCACCACGAAGUCCGGCCAGUCUUUCGCCGCGCCCUUCGCCAUCGUCACCGUGCCCUCGGGCGUCCUAGCCGAACUCCAUCCAGAGAGUUGCAUCCACUUCACCCCUGCGCUGCCGGCAGACAAAGCUGCUGCCAUCAAAAGGCUGUCGAUGCCAAAGCGCGGAGCAACGACGCACGAGAAGGUUGUCCUCCGAUGGCCCGUCUCGGAGCCGUUCGUGUCAGAGGUGUUGGGUGCCCGGGGCGCCGCUUUGCAGUUUGAGACCACCGACCAGAGGUUUCACUUCCUCAAUCUGCACAAGUAUGGCCGCGAAGGCCCGAAGUUCAUGACAGCAGCCUUCAAACGAGACCCUGUGGGCACUGACGUCGAGGUAACUCAGCCGCUCGUUGAAGAGGAGGAUGAAAGCCGCGACUUGCUGAUGCCGCUUCCCACCCCGACCCUCCUGCCCUCCAAGAGCACCCCUGUCGCCGAGGGCAAGGUGGAGAAGGACAAUCGCAGCGCAGACGACGAGGACUCCGUGUCCAGUGCGGCAGAGAGCCGCGCGGGCUUUACGAUCGAGGAGGUGGAUGUGUGGCCAUUCCUCCCAAAAGUGCUCCCUACUUCCACAGUCCUUGGAGCUCUCUGCAUGCUGUGGGUGCAGCUGCCAGCACUUCAUGUUUACGCUCCGGCGCGGGUUUGCUUUGGCACACUGUUCCUCGGGACGAUGGGAUGCAUGGCGCACGGCGCCUACGCGGACCCCGGACAGAUGCAGGAGACUGUCGAUGUGGAGCAGGGUAUGCCUCAGC